This is a messenger RNA of Carya illinoinensis, 1282 nucleotides long. RefSeq names its product mediator of RNA polymerase II transcription subunit 18. The coding region runs from base 297 to 950 and encodes 217 amino acids. Gene Ontology annotation, biological process: termination of RNA polymerase II transcription; regulation of transcription by RNA polymerase II. Gene Ontology annotation, cellular component: mediator complex; core mediator complex. NCBI's taxonomy places the organism in Eukaryota, Viridiplantae, Streptophyta, Magnoliopsida, Fagales, Juglandaceae. Gene Ontology annotation, molecular function: transcription coregulator activity. The record is from RefSeq and is a predicted model, not a curated record. The transcript is spliced from 7 exons.
GAUUUUGAGUUAAAUUUUAGGGAUGGAGAUGAGGAAUGGGAUGAGGAUGCUCUAAGACAUCCAUAAACUAAUCCUUUCGGUAGACCAGUGCCAACCGCAGCCACUGUGCCGACCCAACCCGCCUUGGAGAACAAAUUCUGGUCAGCUUGCCGGAGCUAGUCCCUCUAGGCUUGGCAUCCGAUAGAAGAUUUAAGAAGGACAAGCUUUUUCUUUCCAUUGGCUCGCUACUAAUCUCAGACAUUUCAUUAGGAAUUUUGAGUUAGGAAGCCGUUGGAGAUAGAUUAAAGCUAAAUUAGAUGGAGUGCGUGGUUCAAGGAAUUAUAGAGACACAGCAUGUUGAGGCCCUCGAGAUUCUUCUUCAGGGUCUUUGUGGUGUUCAUAAAGAGCGUUUGAGGACCCAUGAAAUAUGCCUUAAAAGUAGCCCAAACCUAGGCACUGUGUCUUCGGAGGUUCGAAUCUUAUGUGAUCUUGAGCAGCCUGAGCCCACAUGGACUGUUAGACAUAUAGGAGGUGCAAUGAGGGGUGCAGGUGCUGAGCAAAUUUCAGUUCUAGUAAGAACCAUGGUGGAAAGCAAAGUUAGCAAGAAUGUGCUCCGCUUAUUUUAUGCACUCGGCUACAAGCUGGACCAUGAGCUUCUAAGAGUGGGAUUUUCAUUCCAUUUCCAAAGGGGAGCUCAGAUCACUGUUACUGUGUCCUCGGUUAAUAAAAUGCUGAAACUACAUGCAACUGAUGAGGCUGUGCCGGUAACACCUGGUAUUCAGCUUGUUGAAGUGACGGCCCCUGCAUCAGCUGAAAGUUAUUCUGAAGUUGUCUCUGCAGUAUCAUCUUUCUGCGAAUAUCUUGCACCGCUCCUGCAUUUGUCAAAACCAGGCAUUUCAACAGGUGUUGUUCCUACUGCUGCUGCCGCUGCUGCCUCUCUUAUGUCAGAUGGUGGGGGUACACCCUUGUAGCAGGGUUAUAAAAUUGCAAGAUUUGUGGAAAGUUCUGUAUUUAUGGCGACUUCUGUUGGAGACUCCACAAAAAUUGGCAGUAUUUGAGUACUAAACUAUAUGAAGUCCCUGUAGAGUCUUUGUACAAAAGGCUUAAUGAUGGAAUAAUUCACUUUGGUGGGUAUUGGUUUCAGAAAUCUAUUUUGGAAUCAUUUCCCGCAGGUUUGGUAGAAUGUUUGAAAGGUGGGUUAGUUUUUAUUAGGUAUCCAAACUUUUGGGGCCACAAAUGAUGGCAGACAGUCUGUUUUGAUGGCCAAUUAUUUAGGUAUUUUCCAGAAGCCGGUCUUUUCUUA